This is a messenger RNA of Metschnikowia bicuspidata var. bicuspidata NRRL YB-4993, 1332 nucleotides long. RefSeq lists its product as uncharacterized. Bases 1 to 1332 code for a protein of 443 amino acids. NCBI's taxonomy places the organism in Eukaryota, Fungi, Ascomycota, Pichiomycetes, Serinales, Metschnikowiaceae. The record is from RefSeq and is a predicted model, not a curated record. The transcript has a single exon.
AUGCUUCCUGAAUCUCCAGAAAACGAAAAGCGCGACUACUCCUCGGACUCUACUGCCUCUAGCGAAGAUAUGAUUCCACCUAACUACCCACCUCCGCAGCCAAGACAAGAUAUGUCUAAGGAACACCUUUUCCAUCCCCACCAUGGCCCUUACGGAUACCAUGACCAGGACCAAUUUCACGGCCACCCACAUGACUUCCCUCAUGCUCGUGGCGGAUUUGUGCCCCCACCAUUCCCUCCUCCUCCUCCGCACCACCCAAGCCACAGGCCUCAUCCAAAUGAUCCUUUCUUCUUUGAAGACGAGCACCAUAGAAGACCAAAGAGAGACAUUAAACAGAAGGUCUUACUUGGAUCGGCAGCUGUUUGUGGAGGCUUACUUAUGUUCCACUUGGGCAGAGGCUAUCAACUUAAUGCCAUGAGUGGGGACGACUUUCGCCAAAACGCCAUGGCUCCUCAUGAUGGAGGCCACCACAUGAGUCAUGAAUAUGGAAUGGAAAGCUCAAACAGAAACGAGGGCUUUUCACACGGAGGCGCCCACCGUCCAGGCAGACAUGGUGGACAGCCACAUGGUGGAAUGAACCCAGAGUUUGGUGGAAAACAACACCAUGGUAAGCCACCCCAGGAGGUGGACGAACAGUUAGAUUUCAAUUCUCUUGACGAUCCAAACGGUCCACCUUCAUUUCCCGAAUUUGGCAAGUCUGGUGGAAAAAAGCACCACAAGGGUCCAAAAGGAAAGAAUCACAAGAAACCCCACCACGAGGAUGACCAAUUUUCUGAUGAGACUGACGUGCAAAGUGACUCCGAUGAAGAAGAUAGAGAGCCACCAAGAGGUCCACCAGGUCCACCACCAAGAGGUCCACCAGGCCCACCACCAAGAGGUCCACCAGGCCCACCACCAAGAGGUCCACCAGGCCCACCACCACCAGGUGAAUCCGAUGGUCCUGAUGGUCAUGAUGGUCAUGAUGGUCAUGAUGAUUCUGAUGGUCCAAAGGGUCCAAAGGGUCCGAAGGGUCCAAAGGGUGAGAACCCAGAGAAGCCAAAGGAUGGCGAAAAGCAGAAAGAUGGAGACAAGAAGGAAUCAACCCCAGAUGGAUUCAAAGGACCUAAAGGACCUAAAAGACCAGAGAGACCAAAGGGGCCUAAGGUACAUCAUGGACCCGAAGAUGAGUCUCACAAGAACCCGGAAGAGGGUGACAACAAGAGCUCAGGUCACAAAGAUCAGAAAGAACCCGCAAAUGACCAAGCUCAGCUUGAGGCAAGUGCUGAACAAGCUUUGCAAGAUCUUGAUUCCGAUUUGAAGGCCAAGUCCAAACAUGUCGACGGCUUGACAUAA